Messenger RNA from Aspergillus chevalieri, 228 nucleotides. RefSeq names its product DUF2945 domain-containing protein. The record is from RefSeq and is a predicted model, not a curated record. The transcript has 3 exons. The coding region runs from base 1 to 228 and encodes 75 amino acids. NCBI's taxonomy places the organism in Eukaryota, Fungi, Ascomycota, Eurotiomycetes, Eurotiales, Aspergillaceae.
AUGCCCCAAUACCGCAACGGCCAAGCUGUGCACUACAAGCCUGUCGGAGGCCCCGACUCCCGUACCUCUGAAAGCAUUGGCACCAUCCAAUCCAUCCUCACCGAGCCCGGUAACCAGGCUGGUCGGAACGUCGACGCUAGCGAGGAGGAACCGAGAUAUGAAAUCGAGAACCAGAACACGGGGAAGACAACUACUGUUUAUGAGAGAAAUAUCCUCGGUGGUGCUUAA